AAAGCCCACUGUCACACACACACACACACACACAAGAAACACGCUGGGAGUUGAAGAAACCUGUCGAUAAGGAAAUCUCAGACGAAGAAUAAACCAAAAAGAUCAGAAUUUUGAACUAUUUGUGAGAAAAUUUUCGCUCAUUUUGAAUUAUUUAUUCACAUUCAUGGAGAUGUAUAAGUAUAGUAAUAUGGGACUGGAAGGCAGUGACAUCCACAUUGACAAGGAGCCAGAUGGUGUCACAAUGUACUCAAAUGGUGUCAACCAUGACACUAGUUAUGCAAAUGCUAAUCAGCAAGAUCUGCAGCAGCAGUCUGAGUUUAUUAAUAUGGCCCUGCAGCCUGACAAUACAUUGGAUGAGAAUUCUGAAGUGACGCACCAUGAGAUCCAGGAAUGUAAUAGAGAAAAGCCAACUGAGGCUCCAAAAGUCUGUCAAGUCGAGACAUAUGAGCAGCAGUUGCAGAGCGACAAUAGUGAAAUUAACUUGUCCAAGGAGGAUGAGACACAUGAAGGUCGAGAAUCAGUGAAGGACAAUAAGAACACACGAGCUUGUGACAAAAAGACUACCAGGGCUGCUGUUGGAAGCUGUAAAUCAAAAUGCACAGUUCCACAACCAUUUGCUCUGGCAACUGAAAAAAGAGCAUUAUAUGGAGAUAAACCAUCUAAUGUUCACAUUUUGCAACAUCAGACUUCUGCAAAGCAGAAUCCAACAGUCCCACCUAUUGUUCCAAGGAAGCCAUUGCAACCUGACAACAAGAAACACCCUGAUGAUGAUACUUGCUCAGUUGCCUCAUCAACUGCGGCUUCAAUAAGAAAGACCAAGGUAACUGUUGCAUCAGCCCCGGUGUUUAAGAGCAGUGAACGCGCCGAGAGAAGGAAGGAGUUCUACUCAAAAUUAGAGGAGAAACAUCAAGCAUUGGAGGCUGAGAAAACUCAAUCUGAGGCUAGGACAAAGGAAGAGACAGAAGCAGCAAUUAAGCAACUAAGGAAGAGUUUGUUAUUUAAGGCAAGCCCAAUGCCAAGCUUCUACCAUGAGGGACCGCCACCCAAGGUUGAAUUGAAAAAGCCACCUCCAACUCGUGCAAAAUCACCAAAGUUGGGCCGUCGAAAGAGCUGCACUGAUGCAAAAGGUUCAGGCCAGCAAAUCCAUGAAGCUCACCAGAGUUUUCUGAUUUUCAGAGACAGCUCCCCAACAAAUAGGAAAGUUAGGACCAAUACACAAAGCAGAACUGCUGCCUGCAAACCUAGAGGAGCGACCCUGCAAGGCAGAGAGACACAAGAGGCUUUUGCACCUAAGCUGAUUGGAGAGAAACGUGUGGACAUUAUUAUUCAUUCUUGAUGAACCCUUGUAAGUUAUCUAAUCGAUGCUGGAAAGAACUUAAUUUAUGUUGAGUGAUAAUAUAUUCUGGAUCUCGCCUUGGGACUGCUCCCUUUGGAUGCAUUCUUACACAGUAAACCCAUCGAGUGUUUUUUCUUUUUCUUUUCGGAUUAAUUUCCUGAAGUGUAAAGCCACAUGAGUGAAACAUGUCUAAAAACAUCCAUCCAGCUGUAAAUCACAUUCCUUUUAUUAUGAAAGUCACGCGUUUUUGUCUUACA
Molecule: messenger RNA, 1593 nt
Organism: Sesamum indicum (sesame)
Lineage: Eukaryota; Viridiplantae; Streptophyta; Magnoliopsida; Lamiales; Pedaliaceae
Product: protein WVD2-like 3
Biological process (GO): microtubule cytoskeleton organization
Molecular function (GO): microtubule binding
Source: RefSeq, a predicted model, not a curated record